Messenger RNA from Cuscuta campestris, 2546 nucleotides. NCBI's taxonomy places the organism in Eukaryota, Viridiplantae, Streptophyta, Magnoliopsida, Solanales, Convolvulaceae. The record is from the annotation of a GenBank genome assembly.
ACAUCUGCGCCGUCUCCAACAUCUCUUCGUUUCUGCAUCGCCGUCUCCCUCCAACAUCCUCUCCAUCUUCAGCGUUCUCUUUGCUGGAAUCAGAAGCCGCCCGCUGCCGACCUUCCUCUGUCGUCCCUAGGUCGGAUCUCAUCUCCAAAAUUAGGAAUGAAUCUCCCAGAUUCUGGGCAAUUGACAAUAUAUUAAGAGUUGCUAAAGCGCUACAUAGACGUCGGUCUAGCAUCAAUCAACAAAGAGGGGAAUAUGGAAUACUCAUGUUGGAUGGGAGACAUUCUCCUCUAUAUAGAUUUUGCCAGCAAUAUACACAUUCAGCUAGAGGAUAUAACUCAUUUACGGCUUAUAACAUUAGAAGUGGUCUAUACAACAAUCUCCUUAAAAAAUUUCAGGCCAUUUCAGCAAAUAAAGCUGUUGCAUGUAAACGCCAGACUUCUCGCCCCAUAAGUAGAAUUGCUCAAGCAGUUAUUUUGUCCCUGACCCGCUCACAUGUCAUUCUUCCUGGAGUUUUUUCCGUAUUAUGUGGAAGAAGUGUUGCAUUGGCACGGGCGCCUCCUGACACGGAUUUCAUCCGCCCCAGAAAUACACUGUAUAUGCAUGCUCAAGACAGCCAUGCUAUCUUCAAGCAGCUGGUCCAUUCAAUAUUUGAAGGUUUAGUUUUAUUGUUAAGAGGGAUUUAUUUGACAAUACUCUUUACCCCGAGCAUAACAAUGGCUCCAUUUGCUGAUGCUUUUGGACCUCGCUUCCGUAAACUAUGGCUUGAAGUUAUUCAUCGGACCCUCGAAAGAGCCGGACCAGCUUUUAUAAAGUGGGGCCAGUGGGCAGCUACACGCCCAGAUCUGUUCUCUAGUGAUUUAUGUACUCAACUUUCAAAGCUUCAUACCAAGGCCCCAGAGCAUUCAUUUGCUUAUACAAAGAAAGUGAUUGAGAAAGCUUUUGGUCGUAAAAUUUCAGAAAUUUUUGUCGAUUUUGAGGAAACACCUGUAGCAUCUGGGAGUAUAGCUCAGGUGCAUCGAGCUACUUUGAAGUAUCGGUAUCAUGGUAGGGAGAUCAAGCCCAUUGAUGUGGCUGUUAAAGUUCGACAUCCCGGAGUUGGUGAAUCUAUUAAAAGAGACUUUGAAAUUAUUAAUAUGUUUGCUAGAAUGUCGAAGUACAUUCCUACUUUAAAAUGGUUGAGAUUGGAUGAAAGUGUCCAGCAAUUUGCAGUUUUUAUGAUGUCCCAAGUAGAUCUUGCAAGGGAAGCUUCCCAUCUGAGUCGUUUCAUUUAUAAUUUCCGGAGAUGGAAGGACGUGUCUUUUCCUAAGCCUGUUUACCCACUUGUGCACCCUGCAGUGUUAGUAGAAACCUUUGAGCAAGGGGAAUGCGUCUCUCGUUAUGUUGAUGGGAUGGAGGGGAAUGAGCGACUUAAGAGUGCUCUUGCUCACAUUGGGACACAUGCACUUCUCAAAAUGCUUCUGGUAGACAACUUUAUGCAUGCUGAUAUGCAUCCUGGGAAUAUUCUAGUAAGGGUACCUCAGAGCAAGUCAUCUCGAAGGCGUAUCUCCAAAAUGAAGCCUCAUGUCAUUUUCCUUGAUGUAGGCAUGACUGCUGAACUCUCAAAAAAUGACAGAGGAAAUUUACUUGAAUUUUUUAAGGCUGUCGCUUCCCGAGAUGGUCGUGCAGCAGCUGAAGCUGCAUUGAGAUUAUCAAAGAAGCAGAACUGCCCCAACCCAGGGGCUUUCAUUAAGGAGGUCAAAGAGUCUUUUGAUUUUUGGGGGACACCAGAAGGUGAUGUAGUCCACCCUGCUGACUGCAUGCAUCAUCUACUUGAGCAAGUUAGGCGUCACCAAGUAAACAUUGAUGGAAAUGUGUGCGCUGUGAUGGUGACGACUUUAGUCUUGGAGGGUUGGCAAAGGAAACUCGAUCCUGAUUAUGACAUAAUGCAAACGCUGCAGGCUUUGCUGCUCAAAGCUGACUGGGCAAAGUCAUUAGCGUACACAAUAGAGGGAAUUAUGGCUCCAUAAUCUCCCCUUCCAAUUUCAUCUGGGAAAACUUUGUCUUGCAAUUAACACUGCAUUUUGGUUCANAAAGUCAAAGAAACCAAAAUUCUGAAUCUUGUUUUGUUCUCUCACGCCGAGUGCUAUCCAUGGGUUGUUUUUUGGACAGGGUUGGCAAAGGAAACUCGAUCCUGAUUAUGACAUAAUGCAAACGCUGCAGGCUUUGCUGCUCAAAGCUGACUGGGCAAAGUCAUUAGCGUACACAAUAGAGGGAAUUAUGGCUCCAUAAUCUCCCCUUCCAAUUUCAUCUGGGAAAACUUUGUCUUGCAAUUAACACUGCAUUUUGGUUCAUAUAAAACUGUGCCAAGGUUGAUUUUUGUUAGGGAAAAGUUUACUUUGUAUGUAGCAUUUUGGUUUUCAAAAGCUUGUCAGCCUGGCUGUUGGAUAAUCCCUGGGAAAUCUUUUUUUUUACUGGUUAACUAUAGUCAAAUCUGCAGUGUCCUCAAUAUGUAUAAAUAAGUUAGUUCUUGACGGUGCAAAUUCCACAGAGAAUGUCUUCUUCAUCUU